AACUGACGAACCUGGAACGAAUCGAGCACAAUUGGUGGCUCCAAACCUUCCCACUUGCCCUCGUUUGAUCCGGGCAGCCACCCGACCAAAUCCAAGCUUCGUCGGCUCCACCCUUUCCUCUUUCAACCAUCCGUGCCCUAACAACAAGAAGAUGGCAGCUAGAGGCGACGACUAGCGGAACCCCCCACCGUGGAACUCCGACACCCAGCCUGCGGCUCCUCCUCGAUCGGUCACAUAGAUCAUGGAUCAUCCAGCAAUACUAACACAGGACUUGGGUGGCGAUGCUUCGGAUUUUGAGGUGGAUGAUGUCCGGUGUGACAAUCUCAAUGAGAAUGAUGUCAGCGAUGAAGAGAUUGAACCAGAGGAGUUGGCAAGAAGGAUGUGGAAAGAUAAAAUUAAAUUAAAGAGGAUCAAGGAACGGGAAAAACUUUCUGCUCAGCAGGCAGCUUCUGGGAAGUCUAGACCAAAGCAUAUAUCUAGCCAGGCUCUUAGAAAGAAAAUGGCGAGGGCACACGAUGGUAUUCUCAAGUACAUGUUGAAGUUGAUGGAAGUGUGUAAUGUCCAUGGAUUUGUCUACGGAAUAAUUCCCGAGAAGGGAAAACCUGUAAGUGGCGCUUCAGACAAUAUAAGAGCAUGGUGGAAGGAAAAGGUGAAGUUCGAUAAGAAUGGACCUGCUGCCAUAGCCAAUUAUGAGGCAGAAAACUUUGCAGCCCAGAAUGCACAGAAAUUUGGGGGUAAAAAUCAUCAAAGUUUGAUGGAUCUGCAAGACGCUACACUAGGAUCCCUUCUGUCAUCAUUGAUGCAACAUUGUGACCCGCCACAACGCAAAUACCCCUUGGAGAAGGGUGUUCCACCACCUUGGUGGCCCUCUGGCAAUGAAGAUUGGUGGGUAGGUUUGGGCUUAACUAAGGGUCAAACCCUCCCAUACAAAAAGCCACAUGAUCUGAAGAAAGUGUGGAAGGUAGGGGUACUAACAGGCGUGAUAAAACACAUGUCUCCUAAUAUUGGAAAGAUUAGAACUCACGUGCGUAAGUCAAAAUGCUUGCAAGAUAAAAUGAGUGCCAAAGAGAGCUCUAUUUGGUUAGGAGUUCUUGAUAAAGAAGAAAUGUUAGUCAACCAGCUCAGCAGUGACAACGGUAUGUCUGAUGUAACUCAGAAUAGUGGUCAUGAGGAACAGAGGGAGGUGACAAACAGUUGUAGUGAUGAAUACAAUGUUGAUGGCCUGGAAAAUGCUCCUGGGCCUACUUCAUCCAAAGAUGAUGGAACAAACGGGCAUGUCCACGCACAAGCUUGUGGAAACAAUGUAACACAUGUUUCGAGGGGAGUUAGUCCAACUGAAACUUCUUACCGACUUCAACAAGGCAAGGAACAAGUGACUGAACGGCCAAAGAGAAAAAGACAUAGCAAAGUCAUCGCCGCCGCCGCUGAAAAGCAAAUGCCUACAACUUUGAAUGAGCAAAGAUGUGAAAGAGGAAAUGAUGUUCCAAUUACGAAUAACACAAACAUGACACCAAUGGUUCAUCAUGCACAAAAUACACAUCAGGAUUCUUGUGUCGACAAAAUUGCAAUGUGUCAAGAGGGAGUUUCUCAAAGCCAAAACCUUAUUAUGGACCCUGGGAUUUGCAAUUUUGCGUGCAACCCUCCACUUAACGUUGGUGCUGAAAACAUGUACAUUGGCGCACAGCCACUUCUGUUCCCAGGUGUUGGGAAUCAUGUGUCGCAAAAUGCUACUGCAAUUGAUAUUGGGUCCAGCUAUGGAUUUUAUAACCAAUCAGGUGCAUUUCAUAAUUUGCCAGGGAAGCAGCAGAAACGCAUGUUUGUUAAUAGUCAUGGAGUGCAGUCUGAUAGAAACAUUGAUCCCGUUGAGAAUUAUUCUUAUGAGCAUGUGAUGACACCAAAUCUUAGUUCACAUAUGAUCACCGGAGACAGACCCCUAUUCCUAGAUGAGCAAUUGUACAUAAGACCAGAUACUCUUGCUUCACCGUUAGAUUUUAACGGGCUCAACAGUCCGAGCCCCAUUGAUUUUGGUGACAUAUUGCAGGAUGCAGAUUUGCGGAAAGACGAUGAACUAUUAUCAUAUUUGGGGACAUAAGGUAAGCUUGCAACACGUCUUCACAGUUGUGUGCCGAUCCAUCUUGUGCACCUAGGAAUAAUAAUGUGCACUAGCUGACUAUAAACAUGGUAUGCUGAACACGCGAUUCUUUCUUGUUGGUCUAAACAUAACCUUGAUGCUUCCGGCAAUAGAUGUCUAUCACGUGUAAACACUUGUGAUGCUAAUUUUAAAUUACUGGAACACUAGAAUUUGAAUGCCAAGAAUAUAUUUUGGCUAUGUGAUUUCUGUUUCACCA
Zingiber officinale is the source of this 2348-nucleotide messenger RNA. Its product is annotated as ETHYLENE INSENSITIVE 3-like 3 protein. Gene Ontology annotation, cellular component: nucleus. The record is from RefSeq and is a predicted model, not a curated record. Gene Ontology annotation, molecular function: DNA-binding transcription factor activity; DNA binding. The transcript has 3 exons. Lineage: Eukaryota; Viridiplantae; Streptophyta; Magnoliopsida; Zingiberales; Zingiberaceae. The coding region runs from base 242 to 2092 and encodes 616 amino acids.